CUUCCUGGAUGUAGGGGAGACUGGAUGACAGCUGGGUUGUUUUCAUCAAGCAGGGGAACCCGGCUGGACAGGAAAGCUGAAGAAAAGGCCACUCCGAAGAAGGCGCCAUGGAGCCCCCAGAGGAGAGGGCGGGUCGUUCCUUUGUGGAGGUGAUCAAUGAAAAGUACAGCCCAGAAAACUUUCCGUGCCGCAGAGGUCCUGGGAUGGGGGUAGUGGUGGUUCCCACUGCGGGUCUUCAGGGUUCCCCCAUGAAAGACCGCCUGAACUUGCCCAGUGUUCUGGUGCUGAACAGCUGCGGGAUCAACAAGGCAGGGGACCAGGCGGAAAUCGCUGCCUUUUGUGCUCAUGUUAUUGAGCUGGACCUUUCGCACAACAAUCUGCACGACUGGCAUGAGAUCAGUAAAAUCACAUCAAGCAUCCCCAAUCUGGAAUUCCUCAACUUGAGCUCCAACCCGCUGGCAGGAACCAUCCUUAAGCCGCAGUGCGCCGAAGCCUUUCCCCGAGUGCGACGCCUCGUUCUCAACAACACUCAAAUCUCCUGGGAUACGGUGAUGCUGCUGACCCAGAACAUUCCAGAGCUGGAGGAGCUGUUCCUGUGCCUUAACGAGUACAGAAGUGUAAGUGCCUCUAGUGUGGCCUGCCCCACGCUGCGCCUCCUUCACAUCACCGACAACAGCCUCCAGGACUGGGCAGAGGUGUGCAAGUUUGGCUCCAUGUUCCCCAGACUGGACACUCUGAUAAUGGCCAACAACAACUUGGCCUCCAUUCAGGACAGCAAGGAUAUUCUGGAGCGGCUCUUCCCCAAGCUGCGCAGCAUUAACUUAAACAACUCAGGUCUUAAUCGAUGGGAAGACAUCGAGAAGCUGAACUACUUUCCGAAGUUAGAGGAGGUUCGAUUGCAGGGUAUUCCCUUACUGCAGGCUUACACCAAUGCAGAGCGCCGCAACCUCGUGAUAGCUCAGCUUCCCUCAGUUUCCCUUUUAAACGGCAGCGUUGUGACCGACGCCGAGCGAGAAGAUGCGGAGAGGUUCUUCAUUCGUCACUACCUACACUGCCCUGAGAAGGAGCUACCUUACAGAUACCAUUCCCUGGUAACCAAGUAUGGCAAGCUGGAGCCUCUGGCUGAGAUCGACCUCAGACCUCGCUGCUACGCUCAGGUCGAAGUUCACUGUGAGGAGAAAGUGGAGCAGCUCAACAUCCGGUUGGACCAAACCGUGGCUGACCUGAAGAAGCAGCUGACGACGGUGGUCCAGCUCUCCACCAACAGCAUGAGGCUCUACUACAUCAACAAGGACAGCGCCUUUGGUCCGGAAGAACUGAAGUACAACACGCGGGCCCUCCACUCCUACCUCAUCCAGGAUGGGGAUGAAAUAUUGGUGGUUCCCAAGACCAAGUAGAAGCCUUUUGUUGUGCAGCUUGAUAAGAAGAAGUUAUUUGCUGGGGAUUAUGUUGAUUGUUAAGUCGAUAUUGGUUGAAAAUAGUUUUGAAGGUGGCUCACCUUUUGUAGUGUAGAGCAGCAGUUUUAAGACGAGCGCCAUAUUGGAGGCUAGUUGGUUGGCGCUCAGUGAAAAUCCAGAAAUAACAAGUUUCAGUUUUAUUUGAAGGGAAACCCAGUCAAGCGAGUGGAUAUAUCCAUCACCGCACAGCAAAACUCCGCUGCUUAUGUUUUACAUGGCAUCCACCAAGGCACCUUCACAGGCAAACUCCACGCCGGCUCGCCCACCUGACUGAACAAGAACCGGUCGCUAUGUGGAGACGGACUAAUUUCAGGGGCACCGUGGCCUUCAGCACUGUAGAAAAUCUCACCAAACAAAAGUAAAACACAGCAUGUGUGAUCAAAAUGGGUCCAUUUGUGUGGAAGGACAUUUGAAAGUCAUAGGGAAAUCAUAUUUAAAUGUCAAAUCAUUCUGGCUUAAACAUGUAUGUAAAUGUAUUCUUUAUCAGACCAUAUAUUCCCAAAAGAUAGAAAAUUAAAAUCUGU
Molecule: messenger RNA, 1981 nt
Organism: Cyprinodon variegatus (sheepshead minnow)
Lineage: Eukaryota; Metazoa; Chordata; Actinopteri; Cyprinodontiformes; Cyprinodontidae
Product: tubulin-specific chaperone cofactor E-like protein
Exons: 9
Coding region: 108-1397 (429 amino acids)
Biological process (GO): protein folding
Molecular function (GO): alpha-tubulin binding
Source: RefSeq, a predicted model, not a curated record